AUGGAUAAAGGUCCUUUGGCUGCUUGCGGUGGUAUCUUUCGAGACUGGCAAGCAAAUCACAUUUUGAGCUUCAAUGCUUAUAUUGGGGAAGGUUCUCCGGUGGUGGCGGAAUUUUUGGCUACUGAUGUUAAAUCUAUUAUUCUGGAUAUUUGUACCAAUGAGGAUAGUCGAACUGCAGGGCGUUUUGCUGUUAUGUUAGAUGUGAUCUGGAAUAAUAGAAAUAAUGCUAUUUGGAAUAAUGAAAGUGAAGAGGCUUCUAAGCUGGGUCAGCAAGCGUUUUACAGGUGGCAAGAUUGGUUUUCAGCGCAAAAUGGGGAACAAAGUGGGGAAAGCGCUCAACCCCAACUGAUUUGGGUUCCGCCAGAUACAGGUACUGCUUGGGAUUCUAAUCUUCUCCCCGUUGUCGAGGCAGAGGCUGUGGCCCUGCAGGAGGCAAUCCAUGGUGCUAUAGAAAACCAGCUGGAUAAAGUCAUAUUUGAAAGUGAUUCCCUAAGGGUGGUUCAGGCGAUUCACUCCAACCAUAGUGGUAAUUCUGAAUUUAGUGUGAUUAUCUUAUCUAUUCAGAGAUUGUUACAAUGUUAUUCAAACUUUGAGGUUAAGUUUAUAAAACGCCAAACGAAUAUGGUUGCCCACUCGUUAGCGAAGGCGGCCAAUUCUUGGUCUAGGCGUAGCAAUUUUAAUGUACCUCCUCCUUGUAUCGAACAUAUUCUGAUUAAUGAAAUGUGUUAA
Molecule: messenger RNA, 729 nt
Organism: Vicia villosa (hairy vetch)
Lineage: Eukaryota; Viridiplantae; Streptophyta; Magnoliopsida; Fabales; Fabaceae
Exons: 3
Coding region: 1-729 (242 amino acids)
Molecular function (GO): nucleic acid binding; RNA-DNA hybrid ribonuclease activity
Source: RefSeq, a predicted model, not a curated record